AUGAACAACAAUCAAGCAAACUUCAUUUCUGAUAGCGAUGUCUAUAAGCUAUCUUCUGUGUACAUGGCUGAAUGCUUUGACAUUAUGAAGGUGGUCGAUGGCUGCAAGAAGAAGACAUAUAGUGUUAGAGAUGAGUAUAGGGUCAGCAGUCAUGCAGCCAGGAUCAUGUUAGAUAAUAUAGAAAGCAAGGCUAUUCAAUAUCUGCAAUUAGAUCUAAUACUGUGGAUCCCAUCCACAAUCUGGUUUGAGCUCAACAGGUGA
Suillus plorans is the source of this 261-nucleotide messenger RNA. RefSeq lists its product as uncharacterized. The transcript is spliced from 2 exons. NCBI's taxonomy places the organism in Eukaryota, Fungi, Basidiomycota, Agaricomycetes, Boletales, Suillaceae. The coding region runs from base 1 to 261 and encodes 86 amino acids. The record is from RefSeq and is a predicted model, not a curated record.